Messenger RNA from Rhododendron vialii, 1776 nucleotides. Its product is annotated as cytokinin dehydrogenase 6. NCBI's taxonomy places the organism in Eukaryota, Viridiplantae, Streptophyta, Magnoliopsida, Ericales, Ericaceae. The record is from RefSeq and is a predicted model, not a curated record. Gene Ontology annotation, molecular function: cytokinin dehydrogenase activity; FAD binding. The coding region runs from base 1 to 1578 and encodes 525 amino acids. Gene Ontology annotation, biological process: cytokinin metabolic process. The transcript has 5 exons.
AUGAGAUACCAGCCUAUUAGUAUUCUUUCCCUAAGAAGCUUCAUGAUCUUGAUCUUAAGCUGUAUAACUAUCAAUAUCAACUUCGGUUUCCUGGGUACACCUUCAUUGCAAACCCUCUCCCUCGACGGGCAUUUGAGUUUCCACGAAAACUAUCAUGCAUCAAGAGAUUUUGGCAACCGGCACCAAUUCCUGCCCUUGGCAGUUCUACACCCAAAAUCCGUUUCCGAUAUUGCCACCACAAUUAUGCAUGUAUGGCAGAUGGGUUCAGGUUCGGAGCUGACGGUGGCAGCAAGAGGACACGGGCAUUCUCUUCAGGGACAGGCACAAGCACACCGAGGAGUGGUGAUCAACAUGGAAUCGUUCAGCGGACUAGAAAAGCAAAUGCGGGUUCACACAGGAAAAAGUCCCUACGUAGAUGCAUAUGGAGGCGAGUUGUGGAUAAACAUCCUGCAGGAGACACUGAAAUACGGAUUAGCACCGAAAUCCUGGACAGAUUACCUGCAUCUGACAGUUGGAGGUACUUUGUCAAAUGCAGGGAUUAGCGGGCAGGCCUUCCGGCAUGGCCCCCAGAUCAGUAAUGUCCACCAGCUAGAAGUUGUUACAGGAAAAGGGGAGGUUCUGAAUUGUUCAGAGGAGCAGAAUGCAGACCUCUUUCAUGGUGUCCUUGGAGGACUUGGUCAGUUCGGCAUAAUUACACGAGCAAGAAUAUCUCUAGAACCAGCACCAAAAAUGGUCAAAUGGAUAAGAGUUCUGUACUCGGACUUCUCCACAUUUACCAGAGACCAGGAGCAUUUGAUAUCUGCAGAAAACACAUUUGAUUACAUUGAAGGAUUUGUAAUAAUAAACAGGACUGGUCUCUUAAACAAUUGGAGAUCAUCCUUCAAUCCUCAAGACCCAGUCCAAGCAAGCCAAUUUGAAUCAGAUGGACGAAAGCUCUUCUGUCUCGAAUUGGCCAAACACUUCAACCCAGACGAAAUCGAUACAACAAACAAGGAAAUUGAGAACUUACUGUCUCAACUAGGCUAUAUUUCCUCAACACUUUUCCUAUCAGAAGUUUCAUACAUAGAAUUCUUGGACAGAGUUCACGUGUCGGAGGUCAAACUAAGAUCAAAAGGCUUGUGGGAAGUCCCACACCCAUGGCUCAAUCUUCUUAUUCCCAGAAGCAAAAUACAUGAUUUUGCAAAAGAAGUUUUCGGCAACAUUCUUACUGAUACAAGCAAUGGACCAAUCCUCAUCUACCCAGUUCACAAGUCAAAGUGGGACAACAGAACUUCAGUUGUUCUUCCAGAAGGAGAUGUUUUCUAUCUGGUGGCAUUCCUUACCUCUGCAGUUCCCUCUUCCACAGGAACCGAUGGCUUAGAACACAUUUUGACUCAGAACAAAAGGAUUCUGGAUUUCUGUGAGGCAGCCCACCUUGGAGUAAAGCAAUAUUUGCCCCACUACACGACGCAGAAAGAAUGGCGGGCUCACUUUGGCCCACGUUGGCAAGUUUUCAUGCAAAGGAAAACAGCUUAUGACCCCUUAGCAAUCCUUGCUCCUGGACAGAAAAUCUUUCAAAAGGCUAUAUCAAUCUUAUGACAAAGUGCCACAUAAUUAAGUAAAGAAAAUGCUAAAAGGGCCUUCGAGGAAUGUGUCUGCUAGCUUGUGUUUAGAUUGAUCAGAAUUAAUUUCAAGGUUUAUUGCCUUCUCGGUAUUGUAUGUAUAACCGAGAGGCCGGACCAGCUAGUUGAACUACUUGACGAAACUAGUCAUAUAUUUGAGUUUAAAUUCAUUAAA